AUGCAAGUAAUCAAAAAGCUUUCAGUCAUGCCAUUACACAUAGCGAGUUCAGAUUCAAGUCCUGUCCAUGAUACCACAAAACUUUCGGCACGAUUGGUUGUCUCUGCGAACCCACACCCGCCCAGCUCUUUUGUUUUUCCUAGGUCUCGCACAACCAAAACUGUCGAAACUCGUGCAUCACAAAUCAGCGCCAAGUCUACACGCGCAUUUGCUGUCAAAGGUGUGCGCCGCAGCAUUGUCUCGCCCUCUUCUAGGCCAGCCUCGCAAUACCUGCGCGCGAACCCGUCAUCAGGCGCAUACAAAGAUGUCGACAAGGUCCUCGAGCAUGUCAUCGAAGUAAACCCCCUUGAUGAGGGCGAGGUGAACAGCAAGGAGUCUGACGGCUCGGACGUGUUCAAAUCUUCUGCCUCGAAGGACUUCAUGCCCUCGCUUUGCGUCUCUUCGAUGAAGCCAGAGCUCGCUCCUCCCGAGUGGGUCGGCGAAACGUCCACUAUUGAAGAGUCGCAUUUCGCCAUCCACUCUAACGCUCCUGAGCUGUCCCACAAUGACUCCAACCCGGCCACUUCCAACGACACCGCUCGCUUGAGGGCUAUCAGUACCCCUGCCGUUCUUGCCAGCUCAUCGCAUUGCGAGAAACACAGCCAUGGCGAGUCCAGCGACAAAGAACAAGACACUACCGUCAUCCUCGAAGAUGGAGAUGUCACCCCUCUUGAGCUCAUUAACAAGGCUACUCACCUCAAGAAAGCCGAGCUCGGUCCCGGCCUGGUCAACGACAUCGAUGUCUUAAUCGCUCUGGCCACCAAGCUCGGUCUCAAGAGCGUAUCGACUUCCAAGAAUGACGUUCCCGAAGCCGUGACUAUGUUCUCACUGGACAACUCACCCUCGCUCUUCAUCCCGCUCGCCGGUCUCACCAGUGUCUCCACCACCACCACCAAGAAGGGUUUGGCAACUCUGCUCGCCAUGAUGCCUGCCCUUGAGGUCAUCAAUAUUACGACCGCAAUGGGUCACGAGGACAAUGACUACAGUCUCGACGCCGCUUUUGAGGUCGCCUCUCGUCUGGCCGGCCUGCAGGAAUUCGUGCUGACUAUAGCUACGGGAGAGCAGAUCACUGGCGGCGAAGUGCUGACUCUUGAUGACAAGCUCAGCUUCCUGACAAUCAAAACUCCUAGCCGUUCAAAGAACGCCGAGUGGUAUCUAGCGAGAGGGCUCAGAUCCACGAAUCUUGAUCAAAGCGGCCAAACUGUAUCGAGCAAUACUCCCAUACAUCACCCUGCAGCACUCCGCCUUGACCAGGCCAUCGCUUUAAGACCCUUGCAAGAUCCUUUGUUUCUUGAAUUGGCAGCAUGCAGAAGUCCUACCGGCAUACAACAACCAAAGGAGCACUCGCUGCUUGAGAACGCAUGGAGAAUUCCCGCUGGGGACGAGCUGACAUACGUCACCCGCGCUCUUGACUACAUCCGAAACGAACGACCCGAUAUCGCUGAAGUGCUGGAGGAUGACCCUGAGUUGGCGCCUGGGAAGUUGAUACAAGCCAUCAAGAGAUCUCUACUGAUACAAAGGGAGGGAGAUGCAGCCAUGCAGAUAGUCCGCGAUGAGGUCGGGGAUCUUGCUGCCCAAGAUUGGUCGGUCAGACCAGAAGACUGUGAUCGAGUCAAGGAGCUGCUGAAGAUUGCAAAGGAGAAGGUCUUUGCAAAGUACGCUACUGAUGAUACAAGGGUGAAGACGGAGAAGAUGUGGCCAUUCAGUUGA
Aureobasidium subglaciale EXF-2481 is the source of this 1749-nucleotide messenger RNA. RefSeq lists its product as uncharacterized. The record is from RefSeq and is a predicted model, not a curated record. The coding region runs from base 1 to 1749 and encodes 582 amino acids. The transcript has 9 exons. Lineage: Eukaryota; Fungi; Ascomycota; Dothideomycetes; Dothideales; Saccotheciaceae.